UCGAUGCAACUGACGCGGACAGUGAAAAUCGGAGAAUAAAAAGGGGCUCAACUUGGUCGCCAUCACAGACCGGCUCACCAACAGACGGCGACAUUAUUUCAUCACGCUCACCAAAACCAUCGCAAGCCCGAACAUCUGCGCUACAGGCAAAAAGAAAUCUAAACAUUCCAGUAUGGACAUAUUCAAGAGUCACAGUGGAGCAAAAGACAACCCACUGAUGCAAUAUGUCCUCAAUCAUUCCUUGAGGGAGCAUCCGGCUCUAAAAAAUCUCAGACUGAGGACAAUGGAAGAUUCCUGGAGUUUCAUUAUGGUUGCCAGUGAGCAGGCACAGCUCAUGGCUAACCUUGCAAAACUUAUACAAGCCAAGAAAGCAAUCGAGAUUGGUGUAUACACAGGUUACAACGCUCUCAGCAUGGCACUGACUUUACCAGAUGAUGGAACUGUCAUAGCCUGUGAUGUCAAUGAGGAUUAUGUCAACAUUGGCAAACCCUUCUGGAAAGAGGCUGGGGUUGAACAUAAAAUUGAUCUACGCAUACAACCAGCACUGAAAACUCUUGAUGAUCUCCUCGAAGCUGGUGAAGGAGAAACAUUUGACUUCGUCUUCAUUGAUGCAGACAAAGCAAAUUACGAUAACUACUAUGAGAAGUCUCUGCAGCUGCUGAGGAAAGGAGGGAUAAUCUGUAUUGAUAAUGUGCUGUGGAGCGGGAAAGUGGUGAACCCUGCCCCUGAUGACAUUGACACCCAGGCCAUAGACAAACUGAACAAGAAGUUGUACCGAGAUGUCCGGAUCAGCCUUAGCAUGCUCACUGUAGGGGAUGGCCUUACACUAGCGAUCAAACUGUAG
Messenger RNA from Lampris incognitus (smalleye Pacific opah), 844 nucleotides. Its product is annotated as catechol O-methyltransferase domain-containing protein 1-like. Gene Ontology annotation, molecular function: O-methyltransferase activity; S-adenosylmethionine-dependent methyltransferase activity. The record is from RefSeq and is a predicted model, not a curated record. The transcript has 7 exons. Bases 173 to 844 code for a protein of 223 amino acids. Lineage: Eukaryota; Metazoa; Chordata; Actinopteri; Lampriformes; Lampridae.